This is a messenger RNA of Funneliformis caledonium, 1446 nucleotides long. The record is from the annotation of a GenBank genome assembly. Lineage: Eukaryota; Fungi; Glomeromycota; Glomeromycetes; Glomerales; Glomeraceae.
AUGUACUACUCAAAGCUUAGGCACUCGUUCCUUUCUCGUUCAGCUUACUCGCUUGGAAAUCGUUUGGGAUUAAAUGCAAAUUUUCAAUAUAUUUCUUCCCGAGCUCAAAGCUCCAAAGUACGAGGAAGUGUGAUUGGGAUCGAUUUAGGAACAACUAAUAGUUGCGUAGCAGUUAUGGAAGGAAAGACACCUCGCGUAAUUGAGAAUGUUGAAGGUGGUCGUACUACACCUUCUGUCGUUGGCUUCACGAAAGAAGGUGAAUUAUUAGUUGGUUUACCUGCUAAGCGUCAGGCUAUUGUAAAUCCAGAAAAUACUUUCUUUGCUACAAAGAGAUUGAUCGGUCGUCGAUUCAAAGAUCGUGAAGUACAACAAGAUAUAGGUCAUGUUCCAUAUAAAAUCAUUGAACAUUCAAAUGGUGAUGCAUGGUUAGAAUCUCGAGGAAAGAAAUAUAGCCCUGCACAAAUAGGUGCUUUUGUUGUUGGAAAAAUGAAAGAAACUGCAAGUUCUUAUUUGGGAAAAUCUGCGGAUAAUGCGGUCAUCACUGUUCCUGCAUAUUUCAAUGAUUCUCAACGUCAAGCUACUAAAGCUGCUGGACAAAUAGCUAAUCUUAAUGUAUUACGUGUGAUCAAUGAACCUACCGCUGCAGCACUUGCUUAUGGUCUAGAUAAAAUUGGUGAUAAAGUUAUUGCAGUUUAUGAUUUGGGUGGUGGCACAUUUGAUAUCAGUAUAUUAGAAAUUCAAAAGGGAGUUUUUGAAGUAAAAUCAACAAAUGGAAACACUCAUUUGGGUGGUGAAGAUUUUGAUAGCACUUUGGUUAAAUAUUUGGUUGAUUCAUUUAAAAAAGAGCAAGGAAUAGAUAUAUCAAAGGAUAACAUAGCUAUCCAGCGAAUUCGCGAAGCAGCUGAAAAAGCUAAAAUUGAACUUUCAUCUACUAUACAGACAGAUAUAAACCUUCCAUAUAUUACUGCUGAUGCUACUGGACCUAAGCAUAUCAACAUGAAGCUUACUCGUUCUACAUUUGAAGCUCUCACAAAGGGACUUGUUGAUAAAACUGUUGAACCUUGUAAGUUGGCUUUGAAAGAUGCUAAUGUUGAAACUAAAGAAAUCAGCGAAGUUAUACUGGUCGGUGGUAUGACACGUAUGCCAAAGGUUAUCGAAACGGUAAAAGCAUUAUUUGGUCGUGAACCUUCAAAGAGUGUUAAUCCUGAUGAAGCUGUCGCUAUUGGAGCUGCAAUUCAGGGCGGUGUACUUGCUGGAGAAGUUACAGACAUUUUAUUAUUAGACGUAACGCCACUGUCACUUGGAAUCGAGACUCUUGGUGGAGUAUUCUCUCGUCUAAUUAAUCGAAACACGACAAUUCCUACCAAAAAAUCGCAAGUAUUUUCAACUGCCGCAGAUGGCCAAACAAGGGUUGAAAUUAAGGUUUAUCAAGGUGAAAGAGAAUUA